Messenger RNA from Bombyx mandarina (wild silkworm), 2389 nucleotides. Its product is annotated as lipase 3. The record is from RefSeq and is a predicted model, not a curated record. Lineage: Eukaryota; Metazoa; Arthropoda; Insecta; Lepidoptera; Bombycidae. Gene Ontology annotation, biological process: lipid metabolic process.
GUACAAACAAUUCGCUCAAUUUAUUGAAACUAUUCGUCUCCCCCUGAACCCCGCUCGGUUCCUAAGACGCGCCAUUUGAAAACAAAAAUAGAUCAGUUGCGCCACGAUCGUCAUACUCAAGCAUACAUCAUGAGAUUGCAGUGUGUAUUAUUAGUUUUCGUAUUACUACAAUUCGGAGUUAUCGAUUGUAGAUACGUUUCUUGGUUGCCGGACGUUUUGGGCACUGUUACCAACAAAACAACUCAAUUAACGAAUUAUGUUCGAGAAAAGGGCCGCAGCAUAAAACAUUUCUACGUAGAAAAUGUACGAAAUAAGAUAACGUCGUACUUCGGAAUUAACAAUAAAGAUGAAUCGGAGUAUUCUGGGGAUGAUAAGCAAGUAAGAAUAAAAAAUAAAUUUAAUGAAUACAUUUCGGAAGCCCAACAAAAUGACAAUAAAUUAUUUGACGUGAUCGCCUCUCAUCAGUUGGAGUACAAAUGUUCGGACGACGAUCCAUCGAUUUUGAUGACCACUCCACAACUGAUAGCUCUUCAUGGAUACUCAGCGGAGUCGCACACAGUGGUUACUGAUGAUGGAUACAUUUUGACUGUGCACAGAAUACCUUAUCCGAAGAAAAUCACCAACAGAAUUAUCCCCAGGAAGACUGUGUUACUUCAUCACGGACUCCUCGGUAGCUCAGCCGAUUGGAUCAUAGCUGGACCAGAAAAGAGCCUUGGCUACAUAUUAUCUGACGCCGGAUAUGACGUUUGGCUGGCUAAUGUUCGAGGUAACACUUACUCUCGAGCUCACGUCUCACGGCCCUCUGAUUCAUUCGCAUUCUGGAACUUUACAUUCCACGACGUUAGUCAACACGAUCUACCUGCUGUUAUCGACUACAUAAUGGAUGUAAAGGGAUGGGACGCCAAAGUUAACUAUGUUGGUCAUUCAAUGGGCACCACUAUAUUGUUCGCCCUACUUUCCACAAAAACGCAAUAUAAUAAAAUUUUAAGGGCCGGUUAUGCUUUAGCGCCAGUCGCCUACAUGUCUGAUAUAAAAAGUCCGAUUCGUUUACUAGCAAAAUUUAGUAACAAUAUUGAAUUUUUAAUGAAACUUUUGGGUGCAAAUGAAUUUCUCCCUCAAAAUGCCGUUUUGCGUUGGUUAUCGAAAAAGGCUUGUGAGAUUAAUAAUUUCGAAGAGGCGAUCUGUGAAAACUCCCUGUUUGUGUUAUGCGGCCACGACGAAAAACAAUUUAACAUAUCUUUGCUGCCAAUUAUAUUGGGUCACGUUCCCGCCGGCGCAUCAACAAAGACGCUUGUUCAUUACGCACAGGAAAUACGGAACAAGGGUCGAUUUCAACAAUUUGAUUACGGAGCAGAAGGCAACUAUAAAGAGUAUGGUACCGAAACUCCACCUGAGUAUCCUCUGCACAAAGUGACACUGCCUAUUGCUUUAUUAAGCUCUCAAAAUGACUGGCUAGCUGGCGACGCGGACGUAGUAAACUUAUAUGAUCAGUUAUCAAAUCCUAUAGAACAUUAUGUUGUGCCAUUGAAAGAGUUUAACCAUAUUGAUUUUCUGUGGGCUAAAGAUGCCCCGAAACUUGUGUAUGCAAAACUUCUGCAGUUAUUAGAAGAAGGUGUAAGUAAUAACUAUAAUAUGGACAUAGAGAACGCUAUAAUUUAAUGAUUGUGUAGUUAUUAACACUGUUAUAAUGUAUAUUUUUUAUAUUAAAUUUAAUUACAUGACGUAAAAAAAUGUGAUAUUUGAUGUGACUAAACAUGUUUAAUAGUGUGACCGUCUAUAAUUUUUGAAACCAAAAAAAAAUUAUAUUAGGAUGAAACCCGUUAAAAAAGGACGAAAAUAUAACCAAAAUGAAAGUAAUAAUAAUUUACGGGCGAUCUGAGGUCGAAGUGUAAGGGGGUGAGUUUUUAAAGGUAAAAAAGGUUUAUCUCGAUUUCCGGAAAAACUACUAGUCCUAUGGAAAAAAAUUAAAUGACAAAUUGUAGGUAAUAAAGAGACCUACAACUUUUAUAAUUACACUUUUUUUUACAUAACCUCAAAAUUUAUGUGAAAAAUUGAAAUAAUUCAGUUUUUGGUUUUAUAUUUUUAUCUUACGCAAAAUAAAAAAUUCUUUUUACGUGAAAUUUGUUGAAACCUUACCUUUUUAUGGCCCAAAGACACCUUAAUAGACUGUAAUUUUUUUUUUAAUUUUUUUUUAAUCACUAUGUACAAUUUUGAGCUAUUUGGUAAAAUUUACACUUUAAUUACCUACUUGAAAACCGUAACAUUCCAUGUUAUAUUGUUAAACAAAAAAAUACAAAACAAAAUAAUAGAAAUUCUUCUUCGACCGUUGUUAUAAUACACUUACUGCUAAGUAUUAUUAUUAUGAUGAUGAAUAAAACAAAUAUUUUAC